This is a messenger RNA of Cladophialophora carrionii CBS 160.54, 3090 nucleotides long. RefSeq lists its product as uncharacterized. Gene Ontology annotation, biological process: mitotic spindle orientation checkpoint signaling; regulation of Ras protein signal transduction. Bases 1 to 3090 code for a protein of 1029 amino acids. Gene Ontology annotation, cellular component: SIN/MEN two-component GAP complex; mitotic spindle pole body. The transcript has a single exon. Gene Ontology annotation, molecular function: GTPase activator activity. Lineage: Eukaryota; Fungi; Ascomycota; Eurotiomycetes; Chaetothyriales; Herpotrichiellaceae. The record is from RefSeq and is a predicted model, not a curated record.
AUGGAACAACUCACUCUCAAACCUCGGACCCCGGUAGAGAGCGUGGACGUUGAAAACUGGGACGAUGAAGACUUCGACAACUUGGAAGACGUCCACUUCAGGACAGCAUCGACAGCUACCUCGGUCGUUUCUCACCCUCAAGCCGCUCGCCGCGACUCCGUUUCCUCCCGCAUGUCGAUGCGAUCCGACUCAAACCAAGGGGACGAAAAUUGGGACGUCCUGGUCGAUGAACAGGCUUCCAUUAAAGACGCUGUGGCUCUUGCAAAGAGCAAAGGAAUACCUCUACCAGCCAACAUACCUCGUUCUGCGCUUGAGGGUGGCACGAUACGACGUCUGAAAGGCAAAGAAAUCAAGAAGGCAAUUGCCGAUGACUGGUCCGAAGACUUGGAUCUCCCAGGCGUUGAUAUCCCCCUCAAGCUUGCUAAACACGACGACCGUGACCUGUCCGAGAGCUUGCGCCAGAUCAGUGCCGCCUUCAGGACGUCUCCCAAAACUCCCGACACCAAAGACGCGCUCGAUCAAACAAUUAGAUCACCAAAGUCCCGCACAUCAGCGAUGCCCAUUACCCUUGAUGCUUUUCGCGACACGGAUGAAGAUGCCAGUUUUGGAGAUGUGCCGACAAUAAAAGUUGCAAAACACCGAUCCCCUCAAAAGCCAUUGCUUUUCCACCAGCCACCCACCCCGGUCAAGCCUGAAACCGAGAACCUAGAAGAAGGCCUUGAAUUGCCUUCUGACGGCAAAUUACGUCUAUCGACGAGAAAGCCUCCGCCUUCGACGCCACAGCAGAGCGACGACUUCGAUCUCGAAUGGGCUGAGGGCAGCUUGGGAACACGGAAUGCUGGGAGGGGGAGAGGUGGUCGGUCUGCGCGAAGCUCGUCUGCCUCAGCUCUGAGUCCCAGUGUUUCCAGUGCCUUUACAGCCGAGAGUGAAGAUGAAGGACUCGAAGGCCUCGUCUUACCUGAUGGACCGAUCCAGUUCCAGGACAAACUCACACGACGACAACAUGAAAGUUCAAUCGACCCUCCACCUCGAAGCAUACCAGAUGUUAAAGCUGAGGUUAGAAAGGCGUCUGGGAAGGAAGACUUCUUCUCAGGUCUCGAGAUUGGUGACGGAGAGGUGUUUGACACUGCUAAGUUGACUCUUAAUCGCAAUGUCAAACAUAAGAGCACCCGAGCCACAAGUCCGUCCAAGAGGACAACCACCACACUCAAUUUCACGACCACCAAGACCCAGGGCACAAUUUCACGUCUGCCCCGGUUUCAGCCGGCGCAUGACCGACUUGAGCGUGCCCGGUCCAAUUUAGAACCUGUCUCGGAAACUGGUGCAGCCAUCUCAUAUCAACGAGCGAACUCACGUCUCGGCAAUCACGGCGCUCAGUCAUCCGCUUCGAGCAUACCUGCUCCUCAGCCUUCUACUCCUUCAACUCCCAGUCGCCGGCUCCUGCGAGGCACAGAGUCUCAACGCGAUCUGCGCUUUGAACAGCCUACAACAACUAACGCCCAGCUCUUGCGUGCGAAGAGAUCUAUGCCUGUCAUGCGAGGUCUCAAUUCUCCCACCAAAUCCUCGCCCUACGUUCGGCCCCCUUCGAGACAAGACACCGGAAGCCGUCUGAACAUUCCUCCACGCCCCAAGACUCCAACAGAUCGGACCGAAUCGCGCAUGGGACUCUCACAAAAAGCCCCGGCACCCUUCCUCCCGGCCGGCGCAUCUGCCGGGCAGUCACAGCACGUCAGCAUAAAGACCCACUAUCGUGGGCAGGGUUCUGACGGCUCUAGCGAAAGCAUGUCUGCUGCACAGAGGUCCUUAUCUAGACUCGCCGGCUUGGGCAGACCAGAGACUCCUGGCCGUGGUACCGACCCCAGCCGUGGGCGGAGCAAUCUCACGCCAGCCGAGUUGGCAGCACAGGCAAAGAAGACAAUCACCAAACCCACAAGGCGUCGCAACUACGGUGAUGGAACAGAGCUCGAGAUUUUCGACGACCUACCUACGUCGGCGACUCUCGAGUCAAAAUUCACAAAGGUACCUGUCGGCCGUGGUGCUCCGCGAAGUCUGCGAAGCAAACUCGGCUUGUCGCAUCUGAACCCUUCUACAUCUUCCUUGACCAGCACUCGACCCGGCAGUGAUACCCCCGUACCUGCGACGCCCUUGACGCCGGCUUCCCGGAGUGAUUUCCCUACGACGGCUCUCAACACAACAAAUGUCCCACGGUUUGCCCGUGACACGGCUGCUUCUCGUAACGCUCGUGAACAGCGCCAAAUCUCGGCUGCUUUCCAGAAUAUGCGAGGUGAACCCCUUCAGCCGAUUUCGACGAACUGGAAGUCCGGUUCCUCUGCUGUACGGCCCGGCAAUCAAGGCAGUCUGAGAAAGAAAAAGAGCGACAAAGUGCAGCUCAAGCCCCACCUCAUCAAACCCAUGGGUGGCGACGUGAACCGGCCGAAGACGGAGAAAGGAAUGUCUUAUAACCCGGUGUUGUUCAAGUGGGAGGGUAACGAGAACGAUGUUGCGCCCUUUGAGGUGCCUGACUUCUACCCUCGGGUUGGUAGUCCCACCACCCACGCCCGCGGCGGAAGUCCCAACUCCAAAGCCCAAGUGGCCUUGAUCUCCAACGUCGGGUCCAGCGUCACAGGUGUACAGGUCGUGGGCGGCAUGGUCUUCGAUCCGUCACAAAUGCGCUGGCUCAAAAUCGCGGAAAACCCCGAUGGAAGCAUGUCCAGUCUCCGGGGCGGAAGCGUGCAGGUCGAAGAGGAAGAGGACGUCUUUGCCGGCCUGGAAGAUUUGAAAGAGGAAGACGAGACGAGGAGUCGAAGCGGCACUCUGCAGAAUGUGUCUAGUGUGAAUCAAUCGAGGGACUCCUUCGGCGACGGUGAAGUCGGCCACAGUAGUGGUGACGAAUGGGGCAUUGGCGUUAGUGAGGAGUUUGAUGUCGGACCCGAGUUUGUCAGGCGGCAGAGGAGUGAGGAGGAAAGGUGGAGGAGGAAGGUUGAGAAGUGGUUGAGAAAGGGCGCGGACGCGGAAGAGGAAGAGGGGCCCGACGGGAUGAGCGGGUGGAGGUGGUCGUUGAGAGAGCUUGUCAUGCAGCAGGGCUCGUGA